AUAUCGGCGACGGCGACACAGUGACGACGUAGAACGACGUGCGGCCAGAGAACGAAGCGCCCGGGCGCGCGCGUCAGGAGGACGAGGUGCGUCGCGUGGAUUAUAUACCGCAGUGUGUGAAUCCGCUCCGCGCGGCUUUCGGACUCCGCGUCGUCCGGCCGGAGGAGACAGUCGGCGAACGCGCCGACGGUGGUAGUAACCCUGACCUGACCCCGCGCGCGCCUACGCUACGCUCCUCGGUUUCGGGCUAGCGCUCGCGUUCGUCAGUGUCUCCGCGAGACUCACCGUGUGCGCGCGCGAACAAAUAUACAUCGGCGAGUCCUUCUCCUCCUCCUCUCUCUCUCUCUCUCUCUCGCUCGCUCUCUGUCGCUCGCUGUUUCUCUCACCUCUCCGUCCGCCGCGCGUCUCGCACGUAUACACAUACACACACACACACACACCCAACGAGCUUAUCGGCGAUCGAUCGAUCGCGCGCGCGCGCCAAGCAGCCAGCCAGUCAGUCAGUCAAGCAGCCGAUAUCGCCGAACAGCGCGGAACAAUCGGCGAUCGGCGUCGACUGCACGCGACUGUCGUCCCGCGAGUGUUGGCCGCGGCGAAACCUGGCCGUUCCUCGUAUACGCCGCCACCCCUCUCUCUUCUCUAUCUCUCUCUCCCUCCCUCCCUCUCUCUCUCUCUCUCUCUCUCUCUCUCGCGCGUACGAUUGGGGUGAAUCCGCGGGUUCAGUGUGAGUAGAGACCGCGUCGGAGUCGCCCGCGAUCGGCCGCGAAGGACACGCGAUCGCUUCCUCCGUCAGGCUUCGUCGUCUCUCGUGGGGGUAAAACAUAUCGUGUACGCUAUACACACUCUUUCCUCCCGCCCUCCUCUCCCGUCCUCCGCCUCCUCUCCGCCCUCCUCCUCCACCUCCUCCGUCUCCUCCUUCGCCGCGAUACCAUCCGCGGGGCGACCUCGUAUCGUAGUCGCGUGUGUGUAGUGGUAGUGGAAAGCAAAAGGGGGUAACCUCGAACGUCGUGCACACGGCGGAACGGAACACGGCGCUUGGGUGAGCGAGCGAGCGGGCGAACGAGCGGGCGAGCGAGCGAACGAUCGAACGAACGCGGGGGAGGCAGGCCAGGAGCGGCAACGAGCAGCGCUUCGCAGAGCGCCGCGAUCGACGAUGACAACGCGCGUCGCCGAGUGAGGAGCUGGCUGCGAGCUCUCCGGCAGCCAAGAGGAUGCCACGGGGACAGAGUCGCUGCCGAAUCGUACCUGGGCGACGUGGCGUUCGCGAGAUCUAGAGGAGCGUUCGCGCGAGCUGGGCGAAAACAGAGUACGACAGAGAGGGACAGAGAGGAGAGUGUCGGGCUGAGGGAAAAAACGGGCGAGCGCGAACGUUGUCGAGAAGGAGAGAUUACGCGCGUCGUGGGUCUUCGGGAAAAUAGAGCGAGCGUGAAAAUAGAAGGAGGAACGUGAUAAGAGACGUGGAAGCACCGUCGACGAGAUAGAUAAAAGUUUCCGGGACCUCUCGCCGUGGCUGUUUUUACGCGUGCGGCCGUCGAUCGAUAGUUUGUGCCGCGGGCUCUCGUGCCGGACAGAAACGACGGCGAACACACUACGUGAAGGACGCGCGCGGUCCUCUCGCGUUCGAAUACAACGAGCAGCCGACUCGCGAGUUACGGGCUCCGUGUCGGUGGGACCUGGAGUAGCGGAAGGGAGGAAGUUUCCAGAGGGGCCUAGCUGCUGCAGUGUCGGCUACCGCGACGCUCGUGAACAUCGCGCGGACGGACGUGAGCAUCGGUGACCGGAAGUCCCGGUGAUUUAUGGGGGACUUCAGCACGACGAGUCUCUUCUCGAGUACCUUGACCGGCCCGAGACUCGGCAGCACGAGCGGUAGCAACACCCUCCACGGCUCCACCGUCGCCAGCAGCAUCACCAGCAGUGGCGGCAAUAAGAACAACAACAGCCACAGCCACAGCCACAGCCACAGUCACAGUCACAGCCACAGCCACAGCCACAGCCACAAUAACAAGAAUAGCAGCAGCAACGUAAACGCCGCCGUUACCAUCGCGACAUCCACGAUGCAGGACGAUCUGCUGAUCGAGAAGCAAGCUGCCGGCAAGCCGGCCCCGCUCUCGCCGAGCAGCGCGCUCGACGCUGUGGCCGGUCAGGACAAAUCCAAGGACGUGGUCGAGGUCGAGAGCAUCGCGAUCACGCCAACCACACCAUCCUCCACGGACAAGGACAUCUCAUGUAGCACGUCGUCGGCGUUGCAGGGCUUCGCUGAUCCCGGCAGAGUGCCCAGUCUCUGGUCCGCGCCGGACGACAGCGGCUUGCACGCCCUGCCGGUGAACGGCUCGAUCGCGGCGUUCCAAAAUUUCCCAACCGGUGGGCCCGCGGGUCUCUUCGCCAGCAGCGGCGCCGCUGCGGUCUCUAGCGGCACCCGACGCGCUAUCACGGCCAGUCACAACUUCCCGCAACAACAGCAGCAGCAGCAGCACGGCAACGCCGGCGCACCUGCUGGCACCAGGCACGGUGGUCUUCAGGUGUCGUCCGCGCAGCAGCAGCAGCAGCAGCAGCAGCAACAGCAGCAGCAGCAGCAGCAACAGCAGCACCAGCAGCAGCAGCAACAGCCGCCGCCGACGUCUCACCCGGGCGUCUACCUGCCCGGCAAAGGCUACGCGGCAUGGUCAGGUGGGCCGCAAGCUCCUCAGCAAUGGGGCGCGGGCCCGCAAGCGGCAGCCGCGGUCGCCAGCCCAGCCGGCCUAUCACCCUGGAGCCGCGGCAGAUCCGUGCCGAAUCUACCGCCGCUGCACUCGUCCCUGCACGCCGCCGCCGCGGUGGCGGCCGCGGCCGGCCUUCAGGGUCGCAAGCCGAGCCCGACGUUUCCGGGUCAUCCCGGUCAGGCGGCGCAUCCAUCCUGCAUCAGUCCGGUGAAGUUUCGCCGGAGCACCUCGUACCCUGGCAAGGGGAGCAUCUACCCGCCCCAGCCGGCCCCCACCUUCGAAGUUACCGCCGCCGAGGAGAGAGAUCUGCUGCAGUUGCCGCCGUUCCAGCAGGAUCGUAUGACGGCUAAUGGCAACUCACCGUUGGACAACAUGAGGACCUUGGAACACUACCUGAGCGACAUUAUGCGAGCCGGCGCGGCGGACACCCAGGAACAUCUGAAAGGAUUCAUCAACUGCAACGCCAACACACUGCAGUCGCUCGCGCAGCUACACGGUAAAUCUCCGUUCUUCCCGAGUCUCGAGGAUCAGAGCGCUACUUUGCUGGAGGACCCGAACGCGCCGAGCCAGCUGGACGGCGUCGGAGUCGGCGUCGGGGUCGGCGUCGGCGUCGGCGUCGGCGUGGGCGGCGGUAUAACCGCGUCCCAGACGGCGCCGCUCUCAUCGCCGAGCCGGAGCAGUCCGCACAGCCAGGGCAGCGAAACGGGCGAACGUUUCUCCAGGAAAGUCUUCGUCGGCGGCCUGCCACCUGACAUCGACGAAGACGAGAUCACAGCUAGUUUCCGGCGAUUUGGUCCCCUGGUGGUGGAUUGGCCGCACAAGGCAGAAAGCAAAUCCUACUUCCCCCCGAAGGGUUACGCGUUUCUGCUUUUCCAGGACGAAGGCUCGGUGCAGCAGUUGAUAGACGCCUGCAUUCAGGACGAGGACAAGCUUUACUUAUGCGUAAGCUCGCCCACGAUUAAGGAUAAACCUGUACAAAUCAGACCAUGGCGGCUUAGCGACGCUGAUUUCGUGUUGGACGCAUCCAUGCCGCUGGAUCCGCGUAAGACUGUCUUUGUUGGCGGCGUGCCUCGGCCGCUCAAGGCCGUGGAGCUCGCCAUGAUCAUGGACCGGCUGUACGGCGGCGUCUGUUACGCUGGCAUCGACACCGAUCCGGAGCUCAAGUACCCCAAAGGAGCCGGCAGAGUCGCCUUCAGCAAUCAGCAAAGCUACAUAGCUGCCAUUUCGGCCCGCUUCGUGCAGUUGCAGCAUGGCGACAUUGACAAGAGGGUCGAAGUCAAACCGUACGUUCUGGACGAUCAGAUGUGCGACGAAUGUCAAGGUCAGCGUUGCGGUGGCAAGUUUGCGCCAUUCUUCUGCGCCAACGUCACCUGCCUACAGUACUACUGCGAACACUGUUGGGCGACUAUCCACUCCCGGCCAGGUCGGGAGUUCCACAAGCCACUGGUGAAGGAAGGCGCGGAUCGGCCUCGGGCCGUACCUUUCCGCUGGUGUUAACCCCAGCUGCGUUGUCCCUAAUUAUCUCGCAGCCCUAGCUAAUUAACUACCACCUCUAUCCACCAGUACCCUCCUGCCUCCCCUCACGUGCCCCCGAACCCUCACCCUCCUACCCACCUUUAUUACUUACUUACUUACCUACAACAACAAGAACACACAGCCUGAAAACCGCUAUUAAUACUACUACCACUCGAUCAUCACUACUACCACUACUCUACUAUUACCACUAUUAUUACUACUCUACUACCACUACUAUUACUACUACUACUACUACUACUACUACUACUACUACUACUACUACUAUUACUACUACUCUACUACUACUAUUCUAUUACAAAUUACUACUAUUACUACUACUACUACCGCUACUACUACUACUGCUAUUACUACUACUACUACUAUUACUACUACUACUACCACUACUAUUACUCCACUGCUACUACUUCAAGUUGUACCGGUUACUGGACGAAAAAAAAAGUCAGCCGCUGCUGCCUGUCAGCCGAUGCUUCUCAGAGCGUCGUUCCGACCUGCUACCUGCGACCCUGCCCGCGACCUCGCAACGACUCGCUCAUGCGAGUGUCGGUCGCGACACUCCGUUAUCAUCGUCAUCGUCGAGCAGGCCUUCACCCGUUAACGUAACGGCGAUCAUGCGCUCCUCGACGGUGGGAGACGCGGCGGGGGAGCAGCGAUCGGGCCGACAUCGUCGCCGGAAGAAGAGAAAGAGAGAGACAACACACACCACACACGCCGAGACCAGGACAGAAGAGAACACGGACACGGAUUCUCAGUAUAUCGAUUACUCGUACAUAUAAUACUAUCUGUCUGCGCUGUCUGUAAAAUGCACCGGUUCUGUCCGAGAUCGAGUAUCUUAGUUACCGCGUCUCUCGAGGAGCGAGAGAGGGGGAGGGGGGCCGCCCUCGCGCACGCACCCCGCCGUCGAGUCGGCCGAUCCUCCUCGAGUGUUUUACGAUGUCGCCAGCGCGAUUUGUGCGAUCCGGCUUGGCCCUCUCGCGUUCGCGGUCUCGCUCUCCUCGCCGCGAGGACAGCGCGAGCUUCUUCGAGCCGCGGUCGCUUCUCCUCCGGACUCGCGUCCGCCGCAUCCUCCGACAGCCGAAGUCCGCUCUUGGUUCGCGGAACGCGACCCGAACGGCGGCGAGCGGCUUUCCGCCGACCGGAGCGCGCUGCGGUCCGGCCGUUGUUCGCGCAAGAUCGAGUGAGAGCACGUGCUCCGCAUGCGGCGGCGGUGAGUCUCUCCGCGCGACAGACGAUCGACGACGCGAGUAUCUGAUCCGACGUGAAAGUAUGUCAGCGAAUGAGCGAGAGACUAGCCGGAGGACGAGAGGACGGAAAUGAAAGGAAGAGCGAAAGGAAGAUGCGUGAGAACGAAGCGUGAGGUAGCGAAGGCGCGAGAGAGGAAGCUACGAGAAGGAAAACGAUGCGCGCGGACGCGUCGCGGUAGCGGAAACUCGGAGGAGAGCGACGGCGAGAGGGAGCGAGAGGCGCACCGUGUUUUCGCAUUGGAUGUUAAUCGAUAAUGGAAAAAAAAAGCCACGCUUCAAACCGCUGUGUAUUAGAUAAUUCUCUGUAUAACACACAACACACAUCUAACAUACACACAUACACACACACACACACACACACGCAUACACAAACAGACAUACACAUAGUCUCUAGUUAUUAAGGACUUAUUAAAAUAUGUUACAUAUAGGUACGUUGUGCAACGCGUUUCUCGCGCGGAUAACGCGACCGUAUAGGGAGACACUUAAGAAAAAAUGAUUUUUUACUAAUUAACUUAUUCGAGUGCGAGAGCGAGCGAGAGAGAGAGAGAGAGAGAGAGAGAGAGAGAGAGGUAGGGAGAAAGAGAGAGUAUGAGCGAAAGAAGGAGUGGAUGGAUGGGUGAAUGAGCGAGAACGAGUCAACGAGUGAGUGAGCGAGAGUGAGAGCAAGAGUAAAAGGAAAUAUCGAAAGUGGAAUAUAAACAAAGAAGAAACAUAAAAACGGGACAAAUGGAGAGUCUAGAAAAGAGAAACCAAUGAGUCACGUAGACGACGAAAGGAAGGGUUGUAAACGGAGGUCAUUGAUACCGAUAGUUCAAUUUUCGACGCACACGCGCGCGCGCGCGCGCGCGCGCGAGAGAGAGAGAGAGAGAGAGAGAGAAGAAGAGAGAGAGGGAAGAGGAGAAGGAGAGAAAGAAAGAGAGCGUGAAGCGGUCGUGUGCGUCCGUACCGUACGGACGUGCUCCGGGUUGUCCAGACCUGCUUACAUUAGUCGUACCGGAUUCUCUGCCAAUACUUUCCAAAGCGGUGUGAGCAGCGACCUUCCCAACGAGCCUUCGCGGGAAAAGAAGGGAACAUGGCGCGAGGCGAACUUCUCUCGUCGCGUCUCUCGCUCUCGGAGAAUAGAGCAAGAGUGGAACGGCGGAGAGGCCAGGCUAAGAGACGAGAGAAAGAGAGAGGGUGGCCGCUGCUCGCGUCGCGAAAAAAGAGGGACGAAGGUCGAAGGCGGCUCCUGUGCGCGAGAGUGAGUAGGAUAAAUUUUACACACCCUGAGACUUUAUUACUACUACUACUACUACUACUACUACUACUGCUACCACUACUACUAACUAUUAUUACCACGUGUGCAAUAAACAGUCACUCUCCGUACCGACGAGACGAUCGAUCGGCUCGAGACUGAAGUCACUCGAUGACGAUAGAGAAUGAUGAUGUACAAAAGUAUGCGAGUAUCCACGAGACGGACGUCUAGGGAGAAUGUUCGAUAUUGUUUGUCGUACUAAGCUUAGGUCGUCGCGUGCCGACGCUCGGCGCUAGGUGGAACGUAUCGAAUAUUCUGCGUCUGGGCCCGUACGUUCCUCUUUGUUUGUUUUUUUUUUUUUUUUUUUCGGUAGAACGACGAGCGACGCGCGCCUCGCGGAUCUUUUCCCGUGGCGGAGGAGACCGAGCGAGAGAGGCGCGUCACGUCACGUGCCGGGAGUACCGUUCUCGAAACCAAAGUAGCGGUCGACUUUACCGCGAUUCGUAGGCGGUGGAGAGAGAGGGGGAGAAGAGGAAAAAGCAUAAAACAGCGAUAUAUCUCUCUGUAGAGAUCGUACCUAACUCUUACUCUUCAUACGUCCGAUAGAUGUUGGGGGAAGAAUGUGUGCGUGUGUGUAUAUCUGUGUGUGUGCGUGCAUGUGGCGCGUCCGAGGGGUCGCGUUUCGCGCGAAACACUAUAAUUAGAUUCGUAUUAGAGCCGCAUGUUGUCGCUCCUUGUACAUACCGACACCGAUCCCCCGCCCCGCCACUUUUAACCGAUCGAUUAAAGUAACCGACGAAUCAUCUUAUUGUUGAUCGCGCGACCGAAUGUGCACGAUUUUCUCUUUAAUCCCAGCAAGCAAACGAAACUUCUUCGCUCGGUGUAUAUAAUCAAACGCAAUGACGCAAUCGCUGUUAGUAUCGCGAGCAGAGGAAGAUUGAGGGGCCGAGAGAGGGAAAGCGAGAAAGCUCAACCGCGAGACCGGCCGCGCCGCUGUUCGCGGUUUCUAUUCCCGCGAGGAAGCUCAGAGUGCGGACAGUCUUGAACACAGCCGGCAACUCGGGUGAUCUCGUUGAGAAACGCGAUGCUUCCUACCGCGCGUCCUUUUCCAUGGAGGAGGAGAGACGGAGACUCCGGCAGGUCUAAUUAACGAUUUUUCGAUGCGACUUUUUGCCCGUUACGAAAACACAGCUUCCCGAGACGCGUACAAUUCGUCGCCGUUAGAAUCACGACCUCCGCAACGAGCUCGAUCUCGAUCGCGAAUUCGUUUCGCCGCGUCUUCGAGGAUCCGGUCGGUCGGAGCGCGGCUGCGCUAGUCUCGAGAAACAAAAGACCCGUUUGACGAUAUAUUUGAUAUUUUUAGGAUACUUUUGAUAACUAAUUAGUAGGCACAGGCUUUAGAGCUAAUACCGGAUCAUCUUUCAACGACCCUUUUGUUGUAUAAAAAAAGCGUCUCACAAUACUUGCGACAAUAGGCCGCGGGUCGCUCCGUCGACGGGAUUUUUCUCGCGAGAGUGGAAAGAUGGAGUGGAAAGAGAGCACGAGUGAGAAGAAUGCGCGCGCGUGGUGUGUGUGUGUGUGUGUGUGUGUGCGCGCGCGCGUACGCGCGCACGCGUGUGAAAGAGAAAGAGAGGAUGAGUGAGAGAGUGAGAAAGGAAGGCAGAGACAAAGGUCGAGGAAUAGGAAGCGUCGCGCUCGGAAUUCAUACGCGACGUUGUGCGCUCCGCUUGGUAGAUGAAAAAAAGACAAAAAACCGCAUAGCAGCAGCAGCAGCCGGGAAGACGUAGUUGACCUCUUAUGACGAGUCUCUCUCGCGAUACUCUUCUUCUACACGCGUAUCGGUCUCUUUGUCACACACGCAUAUACGACACGUGCAUAUAGAUGUUAGCGAGCGGGCGAUAUCAUGAUCGCGUGAGGAAACAUAAGUAUAUACGUAUGCAAUUCAGACGGACACGAGAACACACGGAAGGACACACGGCACAACACAUGUACACACGUACAGGCGAUUAAUACGACCAACGGAUUACGAUAUACGUUGCGUACGUGGAUCUAAGGAAGAAGGGACAAAAAAAGUAAUUUCCACAUCUAUAUAUAUACAUAUAUAUUUAUUUUUUUGGUACUCCUUUUUGUAUAUACUAUCUUGUCUCGCCGUGUAGAGAUUAGGCGGCGAUUUAGGACACCGCAUGGGGAAACGCGUUUUAUAGGUGGGAAAGGUGGUGCGGAAAAAAAGAUAACGAGACGUAGGCAGAGCGAGAGAGAGAGAGAGAGAGAGAGAGAGAGAGAGAGAGGGAGAGAGAGAAAGAGAAUAACGGCCGCGUUCAACGACGACCCUCCGUCCCUUCGUCUAAGACACGUUAUUUGGCCCGCGAGGACACGAAGAACGCGUAAAUGCAUUCAAUGUGGACGGGAGUCGCGUUGUAAAAGGGAGAAUAAUAAGAUAGCAAAAUAUGUGGAAGAUGAGGAACAUGGCUGUGGAAAGCGAGGGAAGAGACGGUGAGAAGAGGGAAGCGCUUCUCUGCUUGCAGCCCUCUUUGACUCGCUUUUCGAUGAAGCAUUGGCAGAGACCGAAGGGAUGAUAAUAUCCGAUCGCGAUCGACGAACAGAUCGGAUCGAUCGAGUCUGAUCGGAAGACGCGGGAGAUGAUAGAUAGAACGAUAAAAGUGGGAUGGUGUAGGGUGAAGAGGACAAAAGAGACUCGUCGAGUGCGCGUCACUCGUGCUGAGUGACGUUUUUCGGGCUGGAGGAUGGGGAAGAGGGCUAGAGGAGCAAGCGUUAGGUAUAAUUGUACACAUAUACAUAUAUUAGUUGAUAGAAGGAAUAUAUUGAAUUUUUCUAUCCGUUGCUAUCGCAAUAUUCUAAAUAGACAAUUGACCGUUUCUUACGCACUCGACGAAAUUCUUCGUAAGUUUCGACCGAAGAAAGAAAAGAAAACGAGAAAAGAAUCGAGGAGAAGCAGGAGGAGCAGGAGAAGGAGGAGGAGGAGGAAGAAGCGAUUUUUUUUAGAAAAGAGACCACAUUUUGUGAGCGACUUGGAAAAGAUCGCGAGAACGGAGGAGGAAGAAAGACGCGACGAGAUAGGCGAGAGAAGACGAACGCGAGUAUUAGUUAGCGCAAUUUUACAUACGAGCCAUCGUUCUUGUAAAUCGUGCGAGAGAGAAGGAGAGAGAGUGAAAGAGACGGAGAGAGAGAGAGAGAGAGAGAGAGAGAGAGAGAGAGAGUGUGUGUGAGAGAGACAGAGUGCGAGAAUGGCAUAAUCUGUGCGGCACACGCAGUGGAAGUAAAUAAAUUAAAACGCGGUUACGAUGAUAUGUGUCGUGCACGUAAAUUUAUAUAUAUACAUAUAUGUAUAUGAAGCGCUGGUGUGUUUGCGUGCAGAUCCGCACGUGCGAAUUGUGCGUGCGCGCGAACCGGCUCCAUAUAUUAGGCGAAAAAUUUUCUUAUCCCACAUUACGCGGAGGAGCACGAACAAGUACGCGUCGUCCAAGACGCUUGUGCGCCGCCACAAAACACACACACACACACACACACACGUAUGCAUUAGAACGUAUGUGUACGCGUGACACACACGCGGAACAUAUAUAUGCAUUACCACAUGCACACACGCACACACACACACAUACACAUACACACACAUCCUUCACUAAUCGAUCGAUAUAAUUGUAGCGAAACUUACCUAGGUACCAAUUUACCUAAAUCAAUUGAUAAUUAAAAGUAUAUAUAUUGAUAUACAUAUUAUAUAUAUAUAAAUAUAUAUUAUAUAGAGAGUAGCGUCGUGUUCCAAUACUUGAGCGCGCGAGUACUUGGACGAGGACCGUGACCGAUUUUUCUAGACAAAUUUUUCUAAUGUUGAAAAAAGGAUAAAACGUAUAAAAAAAAGAGGAGAAGCGAGCGAGAAAGGAGGACAAGACGUGUCGCCCCCCGUCACACGCGAGACAUUCGCUUCGUAUCCUGUUGCAGGAGCACGAAGGCACGCAUAAUCCUGAUCGACACAGCCACACGCACACAUACACACACAUAUACAAACGUACCACGUCGUACAUGUGCAACCAUACACAAUGUGACGCGGCAGAAAAAUCAAGUACACGUUUUUCUUCAAGCCACUCCAAAUAUACCCAUAUACACACACACACACACACACA
Messenger RNA from Harpegnathos saltator (Jerdon's jumping ant), 10849 nucleotides. It is a transcript of the gene orb2, whose product is annotated as cytoplasmic polyadenylation element-binding protein orb2. The transcript is spliced from 10 exons. Gene Ontology annotation, cellular component: nucleus; neuron projection; cytoplasm. Bases 1797 to 4196 code for a protein of 799 amino acids. Gene Ontology annotation, molecular function: mRNA 3'-UTR binding; translation factor activity, RNA binding; mRNA regulatory element binding translation repressor activity. Gene Ontology annotation, biological process: negative regulation of cytoplasmic translation. The record is from RefSeq and is a predicted model, not a curated record. NCBI's taxonomy places the organism in Eukaryota, Metazoa, Arthropoda, Insecta, Hymenoptera, Formicidae.